AUGCCGGAGGUAAAGACCGUCACCGCCACUCAAUUCCGAAUGCCCGAGGUGCAGCCGGUCGCAUCGGCGACCAUGAUUCGGCAUCGAACACCGAGUCGGACAAGGGCGAAACGCCCGAGGAUGCUGUGCGUUGUGUGUUCGGACGAGACGGGCAAUUUCAACUUUGGCGCACAAGUGUGCCGCGCUUGCGCCUCCUUCUACAAACGAUGCAUCAUGGAGAGUAAGCGAUACAAAUGCUUGACUGGACUCUACAAAUGCGAUAUAAAACAGGGUAUGUUCUACGGCUACAAACCUUGUAUUUUAAUUAGGUGAACCAAAAAAGAGGCGUUUUUCAAAGUUUUUUUUGUGUUUUUGAUGAUUUUUUUGACGACUGACAAGGGAGGUUUCCCAAGUGCGACGGUCGGGCUAUAUUUUUUUUGCACACGUUCAGUAUGUAUCCCACAUAAAUUUGUGGCAGUUUUAGCUCGCGCUUUGCAGACGCAGACGAGAUAUUCAACAAUCUUUGUAGCCACCGCUAGCCGUCACAAAGCGAUGAUGUGCCAUCCCAAAACCUCAACAUGUUCACAUUAUUUUCAGGACAUGUCGGUGCCAUUUUUGAACAAUAUAAAUAGAUUGAUGUUUGGCCGAAACAUUGCUCUUUCUAUUCAAAAAACCUCGCCAAAUGUUUUACCAAGCCUCCUACAAAAAAUAUGAGUUGUAUAGGAGAAGCGCGAGCUAGGAAACUCGUUUAUCUCGUAUAUGACUUCAAAAAGGUACAGUCUAAAUUCUCGUCAAGUUACAUUAAAAUCUGACCGUCGAACUUGUACACUUCCUUGUGAGUUUAAAGUGGAAACACCUCGUAUAUUCUCGAAAAUUUACCGCCGAUUUCUAGUAACGAAUUGUUCGUUCAGACCGCUCCGACCGAACCAAAUGCAAGGCGUGCCGUUUCAUGAAGUGCGAACAAGCCGGAGUCCAUGUAAAAAGUAGGUUAAUCGUGUUUACUUUUAUCUGCAAUCUUUAGUCGAUGAGGAACAGUUGAAAGCUAGUACAGAGAAGCAGAUCCCAAAACCGGACUUUCUAAACUUGCCGUUGCUGACAAAACUCGUCGAAGGGCUCACAAAGUAUCAUGCAGCGCAACACGAGGUCAUCAAAAGGCAGCAUCCGGAGGCAGAUUUCUCGCAUGGAGUCGUAAGUUGGUACAUUUUUAUAAGAGCUAAGUUUUGCCUAAAAAAAGUUGUUCAUUUCAAUGUCUGUGCAACUUCAACUUGUUAAUAAGAGCCUUAUCCAAAUUGAAAGCUAUUAGCGAGCGUUGGACCUAUGAAAUUUUGAAUCUAUAAACCCCUAUGCUGAAUUGCGGGCUAAAAUUCCGCUGAAUUCUUCAUUAGUUCUUGUCGCGAUUUUUGCUUUGUGUCAAGCACUUUACGAACGCUUCUAGAAAGACUUAUCGCACAUUUCCGUUGCCCUUUAUGCCCAAAAUUAAGGUUAGACUCUUCUUCAUUUGAAAAUCAAAUCAUUGCUUUGUAUCUUUUUGAAAGACACAAAAUAUUGAUGAACUUGGACUGUUUCAAGGCCGUUCUCGGUGCGAAAGUGCGGGCGAUUAGAUUGUUACACCAGAUAGACUUGUUUCUUAUGCAUUUCUUUAACAUUUCCGAGCUCUUGAGGGUCAUACUUUAUCCAAAAAAAUCUUCUUUAGUAUGGAAUCCUUUUAUCAGUCCGUCGAGGAAAUAAUGUGGAUUUGUGGAGAAAAACUGUCAAGACUCGCUGCAGUCGAGCGUCGGAUCCCCAUUAUUUUCCCGAAAGACUGAUAUUAAACAAAAAAUAUAUAAAUAUUUCAUCUCGUUGUACAGAGGUCCCCUUGUACGUAUAAUAUAUUUUUUAAAACGCAUGUGGUCCGGCUAAAUCAACAAGUCUUCUUUCAGUUCAUCACAACCAAAAAGACAGAUAUUUUCAAACUCGAGUGUGCGGUAAUAGAAGACCUCUACAAUGUGCUGGUUAAAUACUUUGGGCCCUUCGGCAACUUGCCACGGAACGAUCAGGUAAAAAAUUAGAUUUUUUUUUGAAUUUAUGGACUUUGAUUCAUAACCCAGGAGAGGAGUAGUACUUUCGUAAACUGCAAGGACUCCACAGUGCAUUUUAAACUUUUUUCCACGUUUAUCGCUAACGCACAGUGCAAAUUCCGAUACAUUAUACACGGUGCAAAACGCGACGAAAUGUCCACGCACUUUAUGAAAAUGCAUAACUCUAUGAAGCACUAAUCUCAUUAAUUUUUUUCGUACGUCUUGUGAAUUGGCCAUGCGUCAAUACUUGAGAAAUCUCUAUUUUUUUAUUUCUUCCCAAUUUUGGAUACACAUUUUUUGGUUUGGAGUCUUGGAUUUUAUAAAAAAUGUAGGCUAAAAUCCUCGCAAACUUAGUCUGUAAUCGUCAAAUCACCCUACACACAAAAAAUGUCAACUUGCAGAUAAAAAUAAUGGGCGAAGCAUACCCCGAAUUUAGAACCCUGAAUGAGUGUCAUCUAACCAGUUACUAUUGCCCUCGCCUAGAAGAUAAUCGGAUAGUGUUUGGGCCUGGAUAUUGGUCGGAUCCGGCGAACGUCGACUACGAAUGGUACUUCAAGGGCUUCCUGGAGCCCGAUGAAAUUCAAAUCUACAGAAAGUAGGGCCAUAACCUUACUUUUUAACCCAAAAAUCCAAAUUUCAGCCUGGUCGCACCAUUCACAAUUCGCUUGGCCGAAAUUGUCAAAAGAUACAAACUUUUAAACACCAACUCGUUCGACUCGGUGGUGCUAAUGCUGCUUGUGCUUUGGAAGCAUGGUAAGUAUGCGAGACAGCGGUUUGAGCCUCUGUUUAUAGCCGAUUUCAACGGAAAAACGACGAAAGAAAUGGAGCAGUUCAAGGAUAAGGUGAUGAAAGAGUGGACUUGGAGUCUAAAACAGCGAUUUCCGGGCCGAUACAACGAAAAACUGUCGGAGAUUAUGAACUUUUAUCGGGAGUUUGAUGUGAGUUACGGCAAAGUCAUCAAAGCUCCGUUAAGCCAGUAAUAAACCUCUUAUUUUCAGAAAUUCUCCAUCGAAAAUAUGCACACAAUCACACAGAUCAAGAUCCUCCGUUCCAAACGAGUACAGGACGAAGAAUGCAGCAUCGAAAAGGCCCUCAAAGACCUGAUUGUGGCCAAAUAA
Messenger RNA from Bursaphelenchus xylophilus (pine wood nematode), 3154 nucleotides. The record is from the annotation of a GenBank genome assembly. Lineage: Eukaryota; Metazoa; Nematoda; Chromadorea; Rhabditida; Aphelenchoididae.